AUGCUGGGCUUAACUGUGAUAUAUGUACCUGUCUUGAGUAAAGAGCUCACUGCCGAGAAAGGCAGCACCGAUAAGGAUUUAGUUAAACAGCUCGAGAAUGUGGUGAGUCAUUGGACCACUCAAAUCAAACUAACCCUCAUCGAUGAGGAAGAAACAGAUCUGCAACAACUUCUUUCCCUUGAUGACGAAUACGAUUUCUGGAUCUAUAGAUACGAUAAUCUCUAUGGAUUAAAUUAUCAAGUUCACAAACAUAUGGUUGAACGUAUCAUAAAUAUAUUAAUGUUAAACCAAUCAACUUAUGUGGAUCAAUUUCUCAUAUUACGAGAAGACAUAGAAUUGGGUAUCAUUAAAGCUAGAUCGAACAUUGAGUAUUUAUCACUUCUGAAGGAACCUUGCAGGAAAUUAAAGCAAUGCACAACACCAGAAGGAUUAAUUCCGAUUCUACCGAAAAUUAUACAUCUCUGUAGAACUAUCUGGUUAAAUUCGCCUUACUACAAUACCACCGAGAAAAUGACUAAUCUGUUCACUACAUUGAGCAACGAUAUCAUUAUAAUCUGUCGGAACUUAAUCGACCUUCGGCAAAUAUUCAAAGGGAAAACUCGUGCCAGCAUCCAAAUGUUCUCCGAUUGUAUUCGUGUUUGCGAAGAGUACAAGAAACUUUAUAUUCAAAUUUCAAAUGCCCAUAAUAUGUACACCAAAUAUCCAUGGGAAUUAGACAUCGAUAACAUUUUUUAUCAUAUAAACAUUUUUAUCGAAAGAUGCCAAGACAUGAUAGUCAUCUGUAAUGCGAUGAUAGACUUUGCCAGAAUGGACGAAACAACUAACAUUCUAAGACCAAAGUUUGUUGGAACCAAGGGAGAAGAACACAGUAGAGCCUGUCAAAAGAUCGAAAGACUCUUUCUCGAGAGUUUACAGAAAAUCGAAGUAAACUCUCAUAAAAUAUUCGAUGUGCUGCACGUCGCCUGGCAGAACAUUAUGUCUGUCUUUCGCAACGAAGUCAGAGAAUUGGAGAUAAUAAUCGAGAACUUGAUAGCAACCGUCUUCGUCGACAUGAACAACGUGCAAGAGGGUAUCGAGAAUCUCCAUGGAUUUUACAAUUAUAUGAACAGAGAGGAACUACAGGAGCUCUUCAAUAAUAAGACUAUGGAGGUAUGGAAAAUGUUCGACAAUGAUAUUCAAUUUACAAAGCAAGAUAUCUUAAAUUAUAAACAAAAAUAUUCAUCGAUGAUGCCGCAUUACUCCGGCAAAGCAUUGGCCCUGGAACAAAAAGCAUAUAAUUUGAAAAGAACGAAAAAAAUGAUGGAAGAUGCUGAAUGGAUGCCAUAUUGUUCCAUGAAAUUUGAGAUCUUCAAUCAGUGCGAAAUCCUUAUAAAGUCAAUCGAAGACUUAAUAAAGAAUCUUUAUAACGAGUGGAUCGAAGAAUCUGGUGAAAAUCCACGCACUCAUCUCGAUCGAUACUUAAUGAAACACCACGCACAAUUUCCCCUGUUACUCGACUGUAAUAUGGAUUCUUUUAUAUUAAAUCUUUGCCGAGAAUGCGAUAGUUGGAUAAAUCUUCGAUUUCAUAUACCAAUCCAAAUGACUGUUAUACAUGUUAAAAAGGACAUAAUCUUUUUUACUUACGAAGGUAUCCUUGCAGUGAUCCAUACUUACAACAAAAUAAUACAAGCAUUGUCCGACAGAGAACGUGAACUGUUUCGAGAAUUAAUCCGGAGGGUCGACGGACAGAUCAAUCCUGGCUUAAAUAGACUAACGUGGAACACGGAGAACAUCGAAAAUUACAUUGAAGAUUGCUACGAUCAAGCAAGAAAUCUCCUUGAUUUCAUUAAUGUUUAUAAGAAAGCUAAUAAUGAGAUAGUAAAGAUAUGCGAGAAUAUUUGCGAAUUGUCGAUGAUCAAGUUAAAACCGAAUUAUGCGUACACCUUGUCAGAAUUGCAGGAGGAACUUGUAAACGUGAGGGAUGCGGUUACUGCCAAUAUACUUACAAAGUACAACAUGAUAGUUCAAUACAUCAUGGUGGUCUUCAACGGAUUUAAAGGAGUAAUCCAUGACAUAUUAAAGGAGUGGCAACAAUAUUUGACCCAAUUCGAUAUAGUAAUUCAGAAAACACUGAGAUUAUGCCUUAUAAAUUCUAUGAAUGUCAUGUAUAAGGCCCUUCACGGAAACGGGACGGCAGGACCAUCUCCUCUUCUACUGGUGCAACUGGAGUUGCUCAACAAUAAGAUACACUUCACACCAAACCUGUCGGAUAUCGCCACAACCUUAUCGAACAUUUUCAACCACCUAUUAACACCGAUUAAAGACAUCCAACGAUUAACCGUAAAAUUCAAUGUUCCCAUUAAAGAUUUAAAAUUUUAUUGGACUAAUUACGAGAAGGACCAAGAACUUAAUCAUUAUCAACAAUUGCUUAACAAUGAGAUGAAUCAUUGUUUUUCCCAAAUAAAAACGUACCUUAAAACGUGGGAAUCUUUCAAGGACGUCUGGGAAGUCAAUAAGGAUAUUUUCAUUCAUAGAUAUGAAAAAUUGAAACCAACGGCUACAUCUUUCGAUUCUGAUAUUAACAAUUACGCGAAUAUUGGAUUCAAUGUUGAACUUCAAGAGACCGUAAUGACCAUACAUUUUCUCGAUGUAAAUUGCGAUAGUUUAAAAAGCUUCAUCAUACAGGAAUGCUUGACCUGGCAACACAAACUAAGUUCUCUUAUGUUACGAGUAACCGAGAACAAAAUCAAUCACAUCUAUCAAUAUAUCGCUGAAAAUACAAAAAAAAUAACGAAGGAAAUAACGGAUCUGAUCAGUAUGCAAUUCGCGAUGCAGUUGUUCGAGAGACUUAACGCCGAGAUUCCGAAGGAGGAGGCAGAAUUCCCUAAGAUCAUGGAGUUCUACGAAAUGUUGGAAAAAUACGAGGUACCGACAACGUUUGAAUUUAAAAGAAAAGUAAAAGACAUCGACCGAUCGUGGUCUGCCUACUUGGAGCUACUUGUUUCCUACGAAGUUAUUUUAUCCGAAAAGAAGGAGGAAUUCAGAAACAAUUUAUUCGUGGAUUUGUCUAUGUUUAACGAAAAUACGCAGUUGUUGAUCCGUAAAUAUUAUGAUACUGGACCGUUUACGUCAGACUGGCAAACAGAUGAUGCGUUCACGUGGAUUAAUGUCUUCUAUAAGGAAAUACACGUAUUGAAGGAACGUGAAAAAAUGCUUCAAGAACAUCUCAAAAUUUUUGGCUUGAGUCAACCAGAUUCUCUGGAAUUGGUAGAACUCGAGGAAAACUUAGCGAUUAUCGAGAUUGUUUGGAAACUGACCGCCGAGUGGAACGAAGCAUGGAAUCGUUACAAGAACGAGCAAUUUUGGAAGAUAGAAAUAGAAGAGAUGGACACAGUUGCGAACGCCCUAUUUCGAAAACUCACAAGACUCUGCAGAGAGCUUAAGGAGAGAAACUGGGAGAUCGUUGAGCACACGAGAUCUAGAGUCGAUAAAUUUCGUCGUACAUUGCCACUGAUAACCGACUUAAAGAAUCACGCUAUGAGAUCACGUCAUUGGAGACAAGUUAAGGACAUCUUAUCAAGAGAAUUCGACGAGACGUCCGAAGAUUUUACUCUCGACGCCAUUGCCGACAUGCAGAUGCAAAAUUUCUCUGAACAGAUCGCCGAAAUCUCGAACAGUGCAACGAUGGAACUUGAAAUAGAAUUGGGAUUGCAGCGUAUCAGCGCUGUUUGGAAAGUAAUGACAAUAGAGAUGACACCGUACAAGACUAAAGGUAUCUAUAAAUUGGAAAGUAUAGACGAUAUAGUAGAAGCGCUGGAGGAUCAUCAAGUUCUUUUGUCUUCGAUGAAAUCGACAAGAUUUGUCGAGCCAUUCGCAGCGGAAGUCGACUAUUGGGAACGGGCUCUCUCUACUGUGGGGGAGGUUCUCGAGAUGGUGCUCAGCGUUCAAAGAAGCUAUUUCUAUAUGGACAAUAUAUUCUCGAGCGAAGACAUUAGAAAACAACUUCCAAAAGAAAGCCACGACUACGACAAGUUGACACUAUCCUGGGUGCAAAUCACGUCCCGCAUGGCGGGCCACAGAUUGGCUUUACCGGCCACUCACGUUCCGCCCGGCUUGCUCGAAGUUCUGAAUAAACUCAAUGAGAACUUGGAGAUACUGCAACGUGCUCUAGAACAAUAUCUCGAGACUAAACGAUACAUAUUUCCAAGAUUCUACUUCAUUUCGAACGAUGAUUUACUUGAGAUACUUGCAAACUCAAGGAAACCGGAACUUAUACAGCCUCAUAUCAAGAAGCUAUUCGAAAAUAUAAAAUUUUUAACACUGUUCAAGUCAUUAACAGGUAAACUAUUAGCCACUGCCAUGAAUUCCAAUGACGGUGAAUACGUUCAAUUCCUUAAUCCAGUUGUCUUAGAAGGUCAUGUCGAAAACUGGCUAUGUAAUAUAGAGGAAGCGAUGAGAGAGAGUUUGCACGAGUUGUUGAAGCGUUGCAGAGAGGCGCUGCGAAAAAUGCUCGCAAAACGCGACAGGUGGGUGAAAGAGUGGCCGAGCCAGCCAGGAAUUACGUCCACUCAAAUCCAAUGGACGACCGACUGCACCAGGACACUCAUGCACUGCAAAUUGGUGGACUCGAAGAAACCAUUGAGACGAUCAAAAAAGAAACAAAAUCAGGCAUUGGCCAAAUACUCGGAGGCAAUAAGAAGUGAUCUGAGUAAUUUAGAUCGUCUUAAAUUCAAGGCCAUCGUUGUAAUCGAAAUCCAUGCGAGAGACGUUAUAGAAAGAAUGUACAAAAACAAUUGCAAGGACGUCGCCGCCUUCGAGUGGUUAUCUCAACUAAGAUUCUACUGGGAAAAAGACAUCGACAAUUGCAUUGUACGCCAAACGAAUACUCAUUUUAUAUACGGAUACGAGUAUCUUGGAAAUUCGGGACGUCUCGUGAUAACGCCAUUGACUGAUCGAUGUUACAUUACUCUGACGACGGCGCUUCAUUUGUAUCGAGGGGGAAGCCCUAAGGGCCCAGCUGGAACAGGGAAAACCGAGACAGUUAAGGAUCUUGGAAAGGCAUUGGGAUUCAAUGUGAUCGUGCAGAAUUGCUCAGAAGGGCUAGAUUACAUAAGCAUGGGAAGAAUGUUCUCGGGUUUAGCUCAGACAGGUGCUUGGGGUUGUUUCGAUGAAUUUAACAGAAUCAAUAUCGAAGUAUUAUCCGUCGUGGCGCAACAGAUAUUAUCAAUACUAACCGCAGUCUCUCAGAAACUUCAGAGAUUCGUUUUCGAGAGCAAAGAGAUAAGGUUGAUUAGUACCUGUGGUAUCUUCAUCACGAUGAAUCCCGGGUACGCGGGUCGUACAGAACUUCCAGAUAAUUUGAAAUCCAUGUUCAGACCGAUCUCGAUGAUGGUACCAGACAGCAGCAUGAUCGCCGAGAUCAAUUUAUUUGGAGAAGGAUUUCAGGAAACUCGCAUACUUGCUCGGAAGGUCUUUACCUUGUAUACAUUGGCACAACAACAAUUGAGCAAACAAUAUCACUAUGAUUUUGGAUUAAGAGGUAUAGUGACUUUGACUCGAUACGCCGGCUGGAAGAAACGUCUUCAUCCGAAUUUAGCUGACGACGAGGUGAUCAUUCUUGCGAUGAAAGACAUGAACGUGGCGAAACUUACGUCCAACGAUCUGCCUCUCUUCCUUGGAAUCACCACCGAUCUAUUUCCUACCGUAGACGUGCCAACCGUAGAUUACGAGGAAAUCAUUGGUUAUAUUACUAAAGAGGCUAUCAAGUUAAAGCUACAACCGAUUCCUUUGAUAAUCACAAAAGUGAUUCAACUUUACGAGACGAAAAAUUCGAGACAUUCGACGAUGAUUGUCGGUGAAUCAAACACUGCGAAGACGGUCACAUGGAAAAUAUUGCAAAAUACGAUGAGCGGAAUGAAGAACGAUGAAAAACCGGGUUACAACGCCGUUCAUGUCUAUCCAAUUAAUCCUAAAGCAUUGAACCUCAGCGAGCUCUAUGGCGAAUACAAUCUCUCGACCGGAGAGUGGCUUGAUGGAGUAAUAUCGUCGAUCAUGCGGAAGACCUGCUCCAGCGAGUCGCCCGACGAAAAGUGGAUUCUCUUUGACGGGCCUGUCGAUGCCGUGUGGAUCGAAAAUAUGAACAGUGUUAUGGACGAUAACAAAAUCUUGACGCUGAUCAAUAACGAGCGAAUCACGAUGCCGAAACAAGUGUCCUUGUUGUUCGAGGUUCAGGAUCUCUGUGUUGCCUCUCCUGCCACCGUUUCUAGGGCAGGUAUGGUUUAUAACGAUUACAAGGAUCUUGGUUGGCGUCCUCUCGUUAAAUCUUGGUUACAGAGUCACGAGAAGGAACCUGUCUUCGUUGAACAUAUGAAAGAACUCUUCGAUCGUUUCAUCGACAUAACGUUGGAAUUUAAGCAUCACAAGUGCGAGGAACUCGUGCCAGUUCCUGAAUUAAAUUCCAUUCAGUCCCUCUGUAAGCUUCUCGAUGUGCUCGCCAGACCCAAGACCAGCGCCGAAGUUGGCAACGACGAAGAGGCGUUCUCCACCAUUUGCAAGAUCUGGUUUCUCUUCUGCAUGAUAUGGUCAUUGUGUGCCUCAGUUGAUGAAGAGGGCCGUCAAAAGAUGGACAAUUUCAUAAGAGAAUUAGAAGGAUCAUUUCCCUUGAGAGAUACCAUCUACGAAUAUUACGUAGACGUGCGUCAGCGUAGUUUCGUUUCGUGGGAAGAAAAAUUAUCUCAUGCCUGGAGGUUUCAACCGGGGACACCAUUUCACAAUAUAAUUGUACCGACGGUGGACACUGUUCGUUACAAUUACAUCGUAAGCAAUCUGUUAAUCAAUGGUUAUCCCGUCCUUCUGGUUGGUCCUGUAGGCACUGGAAAAAGCUCAAUUGCACGAUCAGCUUUAGAAUCCAUGGAUAAUAUCAAAUAUGGAUUACUCGUUAUAAAUAUGUCUGCUCAAACAACAUCGAAUAACGUACAGGAAGCUAUUGAGAGCAGACUGGAGAAACGCACGAAAGCGGUUUACAUUCCCGUCGGCAAUAAAACGAUGAUAACUUUUAUGGACGACUUUAACAUGCCGAUGAAAGAGACGUACGGAGCACAGCCACCAUUGGAACUGAUCCGUCAGUGGAUCGACUAUGGAUUCUGGUACGAUCGACAGAAUCAACAGAAAAAAUAUAUACAAAAGAUACAAUUAAUAGCAGCAAUGGGUCCACCUGGUGGUGGUCGUAACAUAAUCUCGAAUCGAUUACUUACGAGAUUUAAUAUCAUUAAUAUGACGUUUCCCAGUGAAAAACAAAUCAUUCGAAUAUACGGGACGAUGCUUAAUCAACAAAUCGCAGACUUUUCUUCGGAAGUGAAGGGAAUUGCCGAUACAAUAACGAUUGCCACUAUAACUUUAUAUAAUCGCGUUGUAUUAAAAAUGUUACCAACACCCGCCAAGAUGCAUUAUAUCUUCAAUUUGCGUGAUAUAUCGAAGAUAUUUCAAGGAUUGCUUCGAAGUCACAAGGAUCAUCAAUAUUCGAUUCAUACAUUUCUACGUUUGUGGAUGCAUGAAACUUAUCGUGUUUUUUGCGAUCGUUUCAUCGACGAGAAAGAUACUGAAUGGUUCCUUGGACAGAUAGGUGAACUACUUGGUAAAUAUUUCGAGCUAACAAUAACAAGCGUAUGUCCGGAUAAAACGAUUCCUCUUUUCGGUAACUUUAUGAAUGCCUGGAACAUAUACGAGGAUCUCGUGGAUAUCGCCGCCGUGAGACGCCAUAUAGAGGAACAAAUGGACGAAUAUAACGCUUCUACUGGUGUAGUACGCCUCGAUCUCAUUCUUUUUCAGGAUGCGGUCGAGCAUAUAUGCCGCAUUGUCCGUGUGAUAUCUCAGCCCCGAGGCAACAUGUUACUAGUUGGUAUAGGAGGUAGUGGCAGACAAUCAGUAUCCCGUAUCGCAGCUUACAUGUGCGAGUUGACCACCUUUCAAAUCGUCGUUACGAAACAAUACAGAGUGAUGGAAUUCCGCGAGGACCUGAAAAAGCUUUACUCGAUGGCAGGAGUUGAGAAUAAGCCGACUAGUUUUCUCUUCAAUGAUACCCAAGUGGCGGAGGAACAGUUUCUCGAGAUAGUUAACAAUAUGCUGAGCACCGGUGAAGUAGCCAAUCUCUACAAAAUCGAUGAAAUGGAAGACAUUAAAAAUCGUUUAAUGAAAGAAGCUACGAAGAUCGGCAUAAUACCAACGGUAGAAUCGAUCUAUUCCUUCCUGAUCGAAAGGGUUCGCGCCAAUAUGCACGUGAUAUUGUGCAUGAGUCCGAUCGGGGACGCCUUCAGGAACAGAUUACGGCAAUACCCAUCCCUGAUCAAUUGCACGACCAUCGAUUGGUUUCUGGAAUGGCCGAAGGAAGCUCUUCUCGAAGUUGGCAACAAGUUCCUCAUGAAUCUCAAUCUGACGCUCACUAUCACCGGCGAAAAUAAAGUGGAACCAAGACAAUCCGCCACAGCCAUUCCGAUUUUACCAUUACAAGAACGAAUGCGAAACGGAAUCGCGUCAACAUUUGCUUCGAUCCAUAGCAUGGUCUCGCGAUUUUCCAUUCGUAUGGCAAAUGAAAUGAAACGAUAUAAUUAUGUCACGCCUACGAACUUUCUUGAAUUGGUCUUUGGUUACAAAGAUAUGAUGAAUAAAAAGAGACAGAAUUUGGCCGAUCAAGCGAAUAAACUUCGAGGUGGGAUCUUCAAGAUCGACGAUACUCAGGCAAAGGUCAAUGAAAUGGCCGCUGAGUUGGAGAUAACGCAAGAACAGGUGCAGACAUCUACUAGAGAAUGCGAGGAAUUCUUGGUAACAAUAGUUAAUCAACGUCGUGACGCCGAUGAUGCUCAAAAAAUGGUCACAGCAAAAUCCCUUAGAAUUGCCGAAGAACAGAAAGAAUGCAAGAAGCUCGAAGAGAUAGCACGUGCCGAUUUGGCCACUGUCGAGCCAGCUUUGAACGAAGCUAUGAAAGCGUUGGAAGCGUUGAACAAGAAAGAUCUGGCGGAAAUAAAGUCCUUCGCUCGACCACCACCAAAGGUCGAAAUGGUAAUGGAGGCAGUUAUGAUUCUAAAGAACUCAGAACCAACCUGGGCGGAAUCCAAGCGUCAGCUGGGAGACGUGAACUUCAUUAACACCCUACGCGAUUUCAACAAGGAUCAUAUAUCGGAUAGAGUAUUGAGAGCUAUUGGAAAAUAUACGACCAAUCCGGAAUUCGAUCCUGUAAAAGUAGGCGUUGUCUCGGUCGCCGCCAAGUCGCUUUGCAUGUGGGUCAUAGCCAUGGAAAAAUAUGGAAAGCUCUAUAGGAUCGUAGCGCCGAAAAGAGAGAAACUCGAGGCCGCCUUGGAAUCUUUGCGGCAAAAGGAAGCUGCUUUGACGGAGGCUACGAUGCAACUGCAAAAGAUACAGGAGGAUCUCGAAACGUUGCAGAAAAUGUACGACGCGAAGAUGAAAGAAAAGCAGGAUUUAAUCAAAAUGGCAGAGUUGUUGAAGGUUAAAUUAGAUCGCGCGGCUAUGCUGGUCGAAGGUCUGUCAGGAGAAAGGAUUCGAUGGUUGGAAACGGUAGAAUCAUUGGGAGAAUUCUUCGACUGGUUACCCGGUGACUGUCUAAUAUCAACGGCCUUCGUGUCUUACUUGGGACCUUUCGUGUCGAAUUACAGGGACGAACUAUUCACGAUUUGGAUGAAAGAGGUAAACGAGAAGGAAAUCCCGAUGUCGCCUAGACUCGACGUGAAGGAAUUUCUAGCUGAUCCCACGACGAUCAGAGAGUGGAACAUUCAGGGAUUACCUUCGGAUGGGUUUAGUACCGAGAACGGUAUCAUCGUGACGAGAGGCACUAGAUGGCCACUCGUAAUCGAUCCACAAUGUCAAGCGGUGAAGUGGAUCAAGAACAUGGAGGCAAAGAAUUCUCUGCGAGUAAUCGAUUUUGGCCAAGCGGACUUUAUGAGAGUUUUGGAACAAGCACUGCAGUUUGGCUGGCCGGUUUUGCUCGAGAACGUUGGAGAAACUCUCGAUCCAGCCCUGAAUCCGAUUCUGGAAAGAGCUUUUAUCAAAUCAGGUGAUCAAGUGAUGAUCAAGUUUAACGAUAAGAUGAUCACUUUCAAUGCCAAAUUUCGACUGUUCAUCACAACGAAACUUUCGAACCCCCAUUACGCUCCGGAGAUAUCCACUAAAACGACGUUAUGCAACUUCGCCAUUAAGGAACAAGGAUUAGAGGCACAACUCUUGGGAAUCGUGGUCAGGAAAGAGAAGCCGCAACUUGAAGAACAAAAGGACAGUCUCGUCCUCACGAUCGCAUCCGGCAAGCGGACGUUGAAGGAACUGGAGGAUAGAAUUCUCUAUCUGCUGAGCGAGGCUGGACCUAACCUUCUCGACGACCUGGACCUUCUCAACACUCUACAAACGUCUAAGGCUACAUCGAUAUCCAUAGCUGAAUCGUUAGUGACGUCAGAAGAAACUGAACGAGAGAUAGACAUAGCGAGGGAAGAUUAUAGAUCAUGUUCUCGACGAGCUUCGAUACUUUUCUUCGUUCUCACAGAUAUGAGUCUGAUCGAUCCGAUGUAUCAAUUUUCUCUUGACUCAUACAUCGCCCUGUUCAUGUUGUCCAUUGACAAAAGUCCAAAGAGCACAAAACUUGUCGAUAGAAUUGAGAAACUUAAUGAUUAUCAUACUUACGCUCUAUACAAAAAUACCUGUCGAGGAUUAUUCGAAAAACACAAACUAUUAUUUUCCUUCAAUAUGUGCGUUAAGAUAUUAAACGCUGAAGGAAGGAUAAUCUCUUGGGAAUAUGCGUUUCUUCUUAGAGGUGGGAUCGUUCUGGAUCGAGAGAAUCAACCGGACAAGCCUGUACCUUGGUUGCCUCCGGAAACUUGGGACAAUAUAACGGAACUCGACAAACUUCCAGGAUUUCACGGUUUGAUUUCGUCCUUCGAACAAUACUCGCGGGAUUGGCACAAUUGGUAUAUUAGUACGGAACCGGAAAAUACUUCACUCGUUGGCGAAUUGGAAGAGGGCUGUACAGCAUUUCAAAGAAUGAUGAUUAUACGUAGUUGUCGACCCGACAGAAUGUCUUCCGCAAUUGCAAACUUUAUCAUACGAAAUGUAGAUCAGAAAUUUGUCGAACCACCGGUACUCGACUUAAAAGCAGUGUUGGACGAUUCCAUUGCUCAGACACCCUUGAUUUUUGUCCUUUCACCUGGUGUAGAUCCCACGAGCAUAUUAAUGCAACUCGCAGAAAACCAACAAAUGAUGGACAAAUUUAUGAGUCUAUCCUUGGGUCAAGGACAGGCACCUGUAGCAACUAAAAUGAUACAAAUUGGUGCAAAAAAGGGAUUAUGGGUUUUCUUAGCGAAUUGCCACUUAUCGCUCAGCUGGAUGCCGAAAUUGGACAAGAUCGUCGAGACCCUUAUCAAUAACAAAGCUUUGAAUCCGAACUUUAGAUUAUGGCUUAGUUCGAGUCCAACUCCUGAGUUUCCGAUAUCGAUCCUCCAAGCUGGGAUAAAAAUGACGACGGAACCACCUAAAGGAUUGAAAGCCAAUAUGAAGCGACUGUAUAGUCUCGUUACAGAGGCCCAAUUCGAUGUGUGUCAAGCGAAAUCCAAGUAUAAGAAGCUCCUCUUCGUUCUUGUCUUCUUUCAUUCGAUUCUCCUUGAACGAAAGAAGUUCCAGCAACUUGGUUGGAAUGUCAUUUACAGCUUCAACGAUUCCGACUUUGAGGUAUCGGAGAAUCUUCUUCAGGUGUAUUUGGACGAAUACCCAGAUACACCAUGGGAAUCCUUGAAAUAUCUUAUUGCGGGUGUUUGUUAUGGCGGUCACGUGACCGAUGACUGGGAUCGUCGGUUGUUGAUGACAUAUGUCCAACAAUAUUUCACCGACGAAGUUCUGACUAUCCCUUAUUAUCGUUUGUCAUCACUCCCGACAUAUUACGUACCACGAGACGGCUCCUUGGAAUUCUAUCGUGACAUUAUUAUGACGUUACCGACCGUCGAUAGACCAGAAGCAUUUGGACAACAUCCUAACGCAGAUAUAACCAGUCUUAUUAUGGAAACGAGAAAUAUAUGCAAAACCUUAAUGAGUCUUCAAGUUCAAGCGAUUACCAGCGAAGAGGAAACGAACAAGGAGGAAAAGGUGAUACAAUUAACCAUGGAUGUUAUAUCAAAAAUACCAAAGAACAUAGAUUAUGAAACAAUCGAUAGAUUGAUAGGGCCAAUCAAGAAACCUCUCGAUGUCGUACUUCUUCAAGAAAUAGGUCGCUAUAAUGUACUCUUAACGAAAACUCGAAGCAGUUUGAAUGAGUUACAACGUGGUAUACGCGGUUUGGUCUUGAUGUCGUCCGACUUGGAAGAGAUUUUUACAUGCAUAUACGAAGGCAGAGUUCCCUCCCUUUGGCUGACCGCUUAUCCAUCCUUGAAGCUUCUCGGAGCUUGGACCAGAGAUUUGAUCAGCCGCAUUGAGCAUUUCGCUACUUGGGCUGAGACCACACAUCCGCCUGUGCUCUUCUGGCUAGCCGCGUUUACGUUUCCAACAGGUUUCCUCACAGCCGUAUUGCAAACUUCGGCAAGAAUGUGGAAUAUAUCGAUUGAUUCGUUAACUUGGGAAUUCAUAGUUCAGACGAUCGAUGAUUCUGCCAUCAUCGAAUCACCUACGGAUGGAGUGUACGUGCGAUCAAUGUUCUUGGAAGGAGCAGGAUGGGACAAGAAAAAUGCGACACUCGUUGAACCAGCACCGAUGCAGCUUGUUUACGACAUGCCCGUGAUACACUUUAAACCUACCGAACGUUUCAGAAAAACUAAAGGAUUAUACAAUUGUCCGACGUAUUAUUAUCCUCAAAGAUCCGGUGAUCAAAAUCGUCCCGCUUUCGUCGUGACUGUCGAUUUAAAAACUGGAUCGGAGGUUGCUGAUUUAUGGGUAACACGUGGUACAGCUCUUCUUCUUAGUCUGGCCGUUUAAUUUUGUUCGAUUGUUACGUUUAAUUGCGUUAACAAUACUCAAGAUAAUAUUAUCAAUGAUAAUUUCUUAUAGUAUAAAAAAUGUAUGUAUUACUUCCUUAAUAAUUUAAUAAGCCUAUUU
Vespa mandarinia (Asian giant hornet) is the source of this 13053-nucleotide messenger RNA. RefSeq names its product dynein heavy chain 2, axonemal kl-2 (gene kl-2). Gene Ontology annotation, biological process: microtubule-based movement. The record is from RefSeq and is a predicted model, not a curated record. NCBI's taxonomy places the organism in Eukaryota, Metazoa, Arthropoda, Insecta, Hymenoptera, Vespidae. Gene Ontology annotation, molecular function: minus-end-directed microtubule motor activity; dynein light intermediate chain binding; ATP binding. Gene Ontology annotation, cellular component: dynein complex.